GAAAUCCACAACUUCCACUGUCUGCAACAAGAGCGCACGUCAUCAGAUAGUGAACGAAUGAAACGUUUUCAAUUUAUAAAAAAACAGCACACCGCCGUUUACUAGCAGUAUUUAGAGAUAGUAUGAGGUUGUGAUUGUAAUACACAGCGGUGAACGUCGUUAGGAAACGAUUUGAUGGCGAAAGAGUCGUUGCCAUCAGAGGAUGCCGGGCUGCGUACUGGUGCCGCUUCGGAGGUUGCGGACUCGGCCCUGGCUGAAGACGCGCAGCCUCUCGAUUCUCCGGGAAAACACGCCGUGUCCGUUCUGUGGUCUUUCUUUAAAUGUCUCGGUGCCUUACUGGUGAUCUACUUGGCUGGGUAUUUCGGAAUCAGCCUCAGUUUAGUUUUGCUCUGUCUUGUAGUUUACACGGGAUGGAAGCACAGCCGCGAUGGAAAGAAAGCGCGAUUGCAGAGCGCGAUGUAUUUUUUGGAGAAUGAGGAGGAUGUUACAACCACACGGGUGUUUAGAAGUAAACGGGAGAUACCUGCAUGGGUGAACUUCCCAGACGUGGAAAAGGUUGAUUGGAUGAACAAGAUAUUACAGCAGGCCUGGCCGUUCAUUGGACAGUAUCUGGAGAAGCUGCUGGUGGAGACCAUUGCUCCGUCAAUCCGAUCUGCCAGCCCUCAUCUACAAACUCUCAGUUUCACCAAAGUUGACUUGGGAGACAGGGCCAUUGAGGUAGCUGGGGUAAAGGCCUACACUGAGCAUGACAAGCGUCAAGUGAUACUUGAUCUUUAUAUCAGUUAUGCUGGAGAUGUAGAGAUUGAUGUUGAGGUGAAGAGGUACUUCUGUAAAGCCGGGGUGAAGGGCAUUCAGCUCCAUGGAAAGUUGAGGGUGAUCCUGGAACCUCUCAUUGGAGAUAUUCCUCUCGUUGGAGCUGUCACCAUGUUCUUCAUUCGCAGACCUAAACUUGACAUCAACUGGACCGGCUUGACCAAUUUAUUAGACAUACCCGGUCUGAAUGUAAUGUCGGACACAAUGAUAAUGGAUGCAAUCGCCUCUUUCCUGGUUCUUCCAAAUCGUCUCACUGUGCCUUUGGUGGCCAACCUUCACGUAGCACAGCUUCGUUCCCCUCUUCCACGGGGUAUAGUGCGUAUCCAUCUGUUGGAGGCAGAAAACCUGGCUUCCAAGGAUAAUUACGUGAAAGGCGUUAUAUCUGGAAAGUCUGACCCGUAUGCCGUGCUCCGGGUUGGCACGCAGACCUUCACCUCUCACCAUGUGGACAACAACCUAAAUCCUCAGUGGAGAGAGAUGUACGAGAUCAUCGUUCAUGAAGUACCUGGUCAGGAGUUGGAGCUGGAGGUGUUUGAUAAAGACCCUGAUAAAGAUGACUUUCUCGGAAGAAUGAAGUUAGAUUUAGGUAUUGUUAAGAAAGCAGUAGUUCUGGAUGAGUGGUACACUCUGAAGGAUGCAACAUCCGGUCAGGUUCACCUCAGGCUUGAAUGGCUCUCUCUACUGCCCUCUGCAGACCGCCUGACUGAGGUGCUGCAAAGGAAUCAACAAAUCACAGUAACCGGUAAAACAGCAGAUCCUCCCUCUGCUGCCAUUUUGACUGUUUAUCUGGACCGGGCCCAAGAUCUACCUUUCAGAAAAGGUAAUAAGGACCCCAGCCCUGUGGUGCAGAUUUCUGUUCAGGAAACAACCAAAGAAAGCAGGACGGCCCAUGGAACCAAUAAUCCAGUGUGGGAGGAGGCCUUCACAUUUUUUAUAAAGGACCCACGCAAACAAGACAUCGACAUCCAGGUGAAAGAUGAUGACAAGACCAUGACGCUGGGCAAUCUGACCAUCCCGUUUUCCCGUCUGCUCUCCUGCCCGGAGCUGAGCAUGGAUCAGUGGUUUCAGUUGGACAGCUCCGGAACGGCCAGCCGGAUCUACCUUACAGCUUUGCUGAGGGUGUUGUGGUUGAAUGAAGACGCUAUCCCCACCUCACCUGUGUCUCCAUUGCCGGGAGAAGGGGAUAUUAAAUCAGUGGUGUCUCCUGGAACAAUUGUGUCCCCCACUUUUAAACGUCCAGAUCAAACCAGUCCAGACAGCGGCUUUGCAUCUGAGGGUGUGCUGCGAAUCCACUUGGCAGAAGCUGAGAAUCUCAUUGCGAAGGACAAUUUAAUGGGUGGCAUGAUGAAGGGAAAGAGUGACCCGUAUGUGAAGAUCCGAGUGGGAGGAGUGGCCUUUAAGAGUCAGGUCAUCAAAGAAAACCUCAACCCCGUCUGGAACGAACUUUAUGAGGUGAUCCUGACACAGCUCCCGGGCCAAGAGGUGGAGUUUGACCUGUAUGAUAAAGACAUUGAUCAGGAUGAUUUUCUGGGCAGAGUCAAAAUGAGCCUAAAAGACCUCAUCAGUUCUCAGUUCACAGAUCAGUGGUAUAAUCUGAAUGAUGUGAAGUCUGGACGGCUUCAUCUGGUGAUGGAAUGGGUGCCUAAGGUGUCAGAUUCCAUUAGACUUGAGAAGAUCAUGCACUACAACUCUCUGCAGUCCUACCAGAAUAAAAUUGUUCCAUCUGUCGCACUUCUGUUUGUGCACAUUGAGAGAGCACACGGUCUUCCUUUAAAGAAGAGCGGAAAAGAGCCGAAAGCCGGAGCUGAACUUUCAAUCAAAAACGUAUCCUACCGCACUAAAAUUGCCAAUCGCUCGACUUCUCCGCAAUGGGAUGAGGCUUUUCACUUCCUGAUUCAUGAUCCAAAAGAAGACACACUCAUAGUCAAACUCUCUCACAGCUGGGGUCAGCCUCUGGGGGCUCUCGUGCUUCCCGUCAGGGAGCUAUUGGAUGAGAAGGAUCUAGUCUUGGACCACUGGUUCACACUGGAUGGAGCCAUGCCUGAAAGUGAGAUUCUGCUAAGAGCUGAACUUAAGCUCUUAGACAGCAAGCUGGCACAGUGUAGUGACAUCACAACCACUGCAGAAGAAGCGACUGACAUCAUUCCCAGCGGAGAUGCGGCUGCUGAAACCAAUCGUGAACUGCGACACAGAAAUCUGCCCGGAAGCGAAGAUGCUGCUGUGAGUGGGAAUGCCCAGGUGAAGCUCUCCGUCGCUUAUUCAUCUGACGAGAACAGAUUGGUGAUCAACAUCCAUGCCUGCAGGAACUUGCCAUCCUUCUCCAAGGAUCCUCCAGAUACUUACGUCUCGUUUAUUCUUCUUCCGGAUAAAAACCGGACCACCAAAAAGAAGACCAGUGUUAAGAAGAGAAAUCUCAACCCGGAGAUCAAUGAGAGAUUUGAUUUUGACAUGUCCCUUGAUGAGGCUAAACAGAGAUGCAUCGAACUCUCUGUCAAAAACAGUGUUUCCUUUAUGAGUCGUGAGAAAGAGCUUAUUGGCAAGCUUCAAAUAGGCCUGAAUCAACUAGAUCUCAAAGCAGGAUUGACACAGUGGUAUGACUUGUCAAAUGAGAUCAACUGAAUGGGACUUCCCAUGUUGACUUAAAGAUCUGUUAACAAUCAUUUGAAGAGAAAGUUCUCUAACUUUACAGAGGUUUACUUACCCUGACGCUAGCAGGGGCUAUAGUGUUCCAAAAGCAGAGUGACCUUUGUGCCUGGAUUGCAUCGUGGGAUAGCUGUGCCUUGCUGGAUUCCCAUUAUAAACAAAUGAUGUUAGCACUUAAAAGCACCUUGAGUUUUUUUAUGUAUUUACCUUUUAUGCUUUAUCCUUUUAGGUUACGCUUUGUGAUCCUGUAGGAUCAGGUUGUUACAGUUGUUACUUUAUGGGUCAUUGAAAAUGUGACAAUGGAAAGUUGGUGCUUCGGUCCUGCUCAGCAUUUAUUGUGUUUUGUUUUAACAUUUCAACGAGAAUGAAUUCUAUACUUGUUUAGUCCAAGUCCACAACAUCAGUAUUCUGUGCUUUUUUUAAGGAAGUCUAUAAAGAAACCUAAAUCAAAGGAUACAUUUUUUAGUAUUUUAGAGUCUUAUUUUAUUACAUGUUUCCCAAAGAUAAAAGAAGUAUUUUAUAAUGUAUGUUUGAACAAGCAUAGCAGCAUGAAUAUUUUAGUUGCAAGUCUCGGAGGGAAAGCCGUCCACGCAAAAAUGUUACAAAAUACUUGAGAUGUGUUCUUGUAGGAAAGUAUGAGUAGACAAAAGACAAGGACACAGAGACAAUGAAAUGUAGUUCUUCUGCACCAUCACUCAGAGCUUGUAUUACAGUUGUAAUAAAUAUGCCAUUUGCACUUUU
Triplophysa dalaica is the source of this 4197-nucleotide messenger RNA. It is a transcript of the gene esyt1a, whose product is annotated as extended synaptotagmin-like protein 1a. Gene Ontology annotation, molecular function: lipid binding. NCBI's taxonomy places the organism in Eukaryota, Metazoa, Chordata, Actinopteri, Cypriniformes, Nemacheilidae. The transcript has 31 exons. The record is from RefSeq and is a predicted model, not a curated record. The coding region runs from base 175 to 3432 and encodes 1085 amino acids. Gene Ontology annotation, biological process: lipid transport.